AUCACAGUGAAGAAAGCAGCAGUGCACAGCACCAUCGGACGAACCAUAGCAGACGACUGCGGCCCAUCGAAAAGGAGGUUAAAUUUAAGUGUGACCACCCAGAGCUGCCUAAACGUGCCGCACAAUGAACUACGGGCGCAAAACGCCGUCGACGUACCGGUCGACACCGUCGGUAUACUCGCACAUUACCAGCCGAUCGCAAUCCAAUCUGCACUCGCAGCGAUCGCGCUCGAUGAAGUCCGUCAUGGUGCCCUGGUACCAGAAGCCGCUCCUGCACAACAACAAAUAUCUGGACAUUCAGCGCGGCGCCUUCAUCAUGGGCCUGUUCUCGAUCUUCGUGGCGAUCUUCACGAUCGGUACGGCCGUGUUUGACAUCUACUGCCUGGCGCUGGCAGCGCCGGGCUCGUCCCACUACGGCUACUACAUCAUCUCGUACGAGUUUGUGUACGUGGGCAAUGUGCACGUGCGCAAUGCGCUGAUGGUGGCCGCACUGUUCUCGCUGAUCGGUGGGCUGGUCGUGCUGGUGACGAGCAUCAUGCUGGUGCACGCGUUGCGCAAGGAGUACGAAUCGAAGAUCGUCCCGUGGCUGUGGUCGUUUGCCAUCUUUACGCUGUUCCGGCUGCUGGCGUUCCUGUUCUUCUCGAUCGUGAACGAUCUGAUCUUCGCGUACAACAUACUGAUCACGCUGAUCUGGAGCGUCAUCAUCGUGGCGUCCCUGUACGGCUGGCUGAUGGUGUACUCGCUCUACCUGGAGCUGGCCGAUCUGACGAAGCUGGAAGAUCUGGCGCACCUGCGAAUGGGUACGAUGCAAUCGCUGAACGCGUCCGUAGCGCACUCGCUGGCCGGUUCGCGACCAACGACACCGCACAGUACCGUCUCGACCAUGCCGGUCGGCGACACGAAGUUCAUUUAGAAAGCCAUCCAUCCGACAUUGGUUCGACAUUAACCGUCCGUACAUUCCGUCCACGUCGCAAAAGCGACACAACCCUCCGUACAAAUUGCAAAACGAGGAC
Anopheles merus is the source of this 1013-nucleotide messenger RNA. RefSeq lists its product as uncharacterized. The record is from RefSeq and is a predicted model, not a curated record. NCBI's taxonomy places the organism in Eukaryota, Metazoa, Arthropoda, Insecta, Diptera, Culicidae. The transcript has 2 exons. Bases 125 to 913 code for a protein of 262 amino acids.